Suricata suricatta (meerkat) is the source of this 4857-nucleotide messenger RNA. It is a transcript of the gene ATP2B4, whose product is annotated as ATPase plasma membrane Ca2+ transporting 4. The record is from RefSeq and is a predicted model, not a curated record. Gene Ontology annotation, biological process: calcium ion transmembrane transport; regulation of cytosolic calcium ion concentration. NCBI's taxonomy places the organism in Eukaryota, Metazoa, Chordata, Mammalia, Carnivora, Herpestidae. Gene Ontology annotation, molecular function: PDZ domain binding; P-type calcium transporter activity; ATP hydrolysis activity. The transcript has 22 exons. The coding region runs from base 890 to 4621 and encodes 1243 amino acids. Gene Ontology annotation, cellular component: intracellular membrane-bounded organelle; membrane.
GGAGAGCUGGUGAGCUAGAGUCUGGCCCGAGUUGGCUGGAGCUGUUGCCAUGACAAGCAUUUUCUUAAGAAAGCUCUGCUGUUGAGACCGUCCAAAGCUGGGGUUUGAGGAGGGGAGCACGAACUUCCUGGGAAAGGAUCCCUCCGAAGAGAGCAAGGCCAGAGACCCCCGUCCAGCUCCCCUGCACCCAUUUUCUUCCAGGAACCUGAGAGGUCCUUCCUUUUGGGAGGGUUGGGGGUGGAGACCCAGCCCACUCCCUGGACGUAGCCGGAAAGGCAAGAGAGCAAAGCCAGCAUCUCUAUCUAGCGUGGUUGCCACACUGGGGGGACCGGUGGGUGGUCACCCCCACCCCACCCCGUCCAUGGAAAUCCGGAGGGAGAGUCCCGCUUCGAGAAGCCUGGAUCUUUGCUAGAAAGAGAGAGAUCCAGUUGUCAGCGGUAUCCGGGGAGCCCUCCUCUUCCUCCUCCUCCUGCCGCCUCUCUACCACCGCAGUUGCUGGUUGUUGCUAAGGUAGCCUCCAUGGUAACAUGCCCAUCCUGUUUACACCUCCAUCUGGCCAAGUUGGUCUAAGCUAGGAACCCACCUACCCUGGACAACCGCUUCCAUUACCGCCUGGGGACACCAAUCGUCGUGACACGUGGUCCGGCUUCCACUCGGCUCCCCCAUCCUCUUCCUUCUCUCGCUGGCAAGCUUCAGACACGACAAGGGAUCUGGGCCAGAGGCUGCUACUCUGAAGCUUAUUCCACAGGAUAUAGCCCAUCUAUUUCUUCACUGGGCUUCCAGAGAAGUGAGAAGGAAGAAGAACUGAGGCAGAAGGGCGGGAGUUCCUGAUCAGUUGAAGGGAAGUCCACGUUUUCUCUGGUUGAGGGGCUUGGAAACAGCAGGCAAAAUGACGAACCCAACAGAACGUACCUUGCCGGCCAACUCGAUGGUUGAGGGCCCCGAACGGGAGUUUGGCUGCACGGUAAUGGAGCUGAGGAAGCUCAUGGAGCUACGGUCGACCGAUGCAGUCAACCAGAUCAGUGCCCACUAUGGAGGUGUAAUGAAUCUCUGCAGUAGACUGAAAACUAACCCUGUGGAAGGUCUGUCUGGGAAUCCUGCGGACCUGGAGAAACGCAAGCACGUGUUCGGACAGAACUUUAUCCCCCCCAAAAAGCCCAAGACCUUCUUAGAACUAGUGUGGGAAGCUCUUCAAGAUGUCACACUCAUCAUCCUGGAGAUUGCAGCCAUCAUCUCCCUCGUCCUGUCCUUCUAUCGCCCCCCCGGUGACGGAAAUGAUCAGUGUGGUCUACCCAUAAGUAGCGUGGAAGAUGAAGGAGAGGCAGAAACCGGCUGGAUUGAGGGGGCAGCCAUCCUGUUCUCCGUGAUCAUCGUGGUGCUGGUGACUGCCUUCAAUGAUUGGAGCAAAGAGAAGCAAUUCCGGGGGCUGCAGAACCGCAUCGAAAAGGAACAGAAAUUCUCUGUGAUCCGAAACGGCCACAUCAUCCAGCUCCCUGUGGCUGAGAUCGUGGUGGGUGACAUCGCCCAAAUCAAAUACGGUGACCUCCUGCCCGCAGAUGGGAUCCUGAUCCAGGGGAAUGAUCUCAAGAUUGAUGAGAGCUCUCUGACUGGGGAAUCAGACCAUGUCAAGAAGUCCGUGGAAAAAGACCCAAUGUUGCUCUCAGGGACCCAUGUCAUGGAAGGUUCUGGCCGGAUGGUGGUGACUGCUGUGGGUAUCAACUCUCAGACUGGAAUCAUCUUUACCCUUUUGGGAGCCAGUGAGGGAGAGGAGGAGGAGAAGAAGAAAAAAGGUAAAAAACAAGGAGUCCCUGAAAAUCGCAACAAAGCCAAAACCCAGGAUGGAGUGGCCCUGGAGAUCCAGCCACUCAACAGCCAGGAGGGGAUCGACAAUGAGGAGAAGGAGAAAAAGGCGGCCAAGCUGCCCAAAAAGGAGAAGUCUGUGCUACAGGGCAAGCUGACACGCUUGGCUGUCCAGAUUGGGAAAGCUGGCCUCAUCAUGUCUGCCAUCACGGUUCUCGUCCUGAUCCUGUACUUUGUGAUUGAAAACUUCGUGAUCCUCCGAAGAGCGUGGCUACCCGAGUGCACCCCUAUCUACAUCCAGUACUUUGUCAAGUUCUUCAUCAUUGGCAUCACCGUGCUCGUGGUGGCUGUGCCCGAGGGGCUGCCGCUGGCUGUCACCAUUUCCCUGGCCUACUCUGUGAAGAAAAUGAUGAAAGACAAUAAUCUGGUGCGGCACCUGGAUGCUUGCGAAACAAUGGGCAACGCCACAGCUAUCUGCUCCGAUAAGACGGGCACAUUGACCAUGAACCGCAUGACCGUGGUGCAGGCUUAUAUUGGAGACACCCAUUACCAUCAGAUCCCAAGCCCUGACGCCCUCCUGCCCAAGGUCCUGGACCUUAUUGUCAAUGGCAUUUCUAUCAACAGUGCCUAUACCUCCAAGAUUCUGCCUCCGGAGAAGGAGGGAGGCCUGCCGCGCCAGGUGGGCAACAAGACCGAGUGUGCCCUGCUGGGCUUUGUCACAGACCUGAAGCAGGAUUACCACGCGGUGCGCAAUGAGAUGCCUGAGGAGAAGUUCUGCAAGGUGUACACCUUCAACUCCGUGCGCAAAUCCAUGAGCACGGUCGUGGAGAAGCCCAGCGGGGGCUACCGCAUGUACAGCAAGGGCGCCUCUGAGAUCCUCCUGCGCAAGUGUAAUCGAAUCCUGGACAAGAAGGGGGAAGUGGUGCCGUUCAAGAACAAGGACCGAGAUGAGAUGGUGCGCACGGUCAUCGAGCCCAUGGCCUCGGAGGGCCUCCGAACUAUCUGCGUAGCUUACCGGGAUUUCAAUGACGGAGAACCCCCGUGGGACAACGAGAACGAGAUCCUCACCGAGCUGACCUGCAUCGCAGUGGUGGGCAUUGAGGACCCCGUGCGCCCAGAGGUACCGGAAGCCAUCGCCAAAUGCAAACGAGCUGGCAUCACGGUCAGAAUGGUGACAGGUGACAACAUCAACACAGCCCGGGCCAUCGCCACCAAAUGUGGCAUUAUCGCACCUGGGGAUGACUUCUUGUGCUUGGAAGGCAAAGAGUUCAACCGACUUAUCCGCAACGAGAAAGGCGAGGUGGAGCAAGAGAAGCUGGACAAGAUCUGGCCUAAGCUUCGAGUCUUGGCGCGAUCCUCCCCCACUGACAAGCACACGCUGGUGAAAGGCAUCAUUGAUAGCACUGUUGGGGAACAGCGACAGGUGGUGGCUGUCACUGGUGACGGCACGAAUGAUGGGCCAGCUCUGAAGAAAGCAGAUGUUGGCUUCGCCAUGGGUAUCGCAGGCACGGAUGUGGCAAAGGAGGCAUCAGACAUCAUCCUAACAGAUGACAACUUCACCAGCAUUGUGAAGGCGGUGAUGUGGGGCCGAAACGUCUACGACAGUAUCUCCAAGUUUCUGCAGUUCCAGCUCACCGUCAACGUGGUGGCCGUGAUUGUGGCCUUCACCGGAGCCUGUAUCACUCAGGAUUCCCCACUGAAAGCCGUGCAGAUGUUGUGGGUUAACCUAAUCAUGGACACUUUUGCCUCGCUGGCCCUGGCCACGGAGCCUCCCACAGAGUCUCUGUUGAAGCGUCGCCCCUAUGGCCGAAAUAAGCCUCUGAUCUCACGUACUAUGAUGAAGAACAUCUUGGGCCAUGCGGUCUAUCAGCUCACUGUCAUCUUUUUCCUUGUCUUUGCCGGUGAGAAAUUCUUUGACAUUGAUAGUGGGAGGAAGGCGCCUCUACAUUCCCCACCCAGCCAGCACUACACCAUUAUUUUCAACACCUUUGUGCUGAUGCAGCUCUUCAACGAAAUUAACUCCCGCAAGAUCCAUGGAGAGAGGAAUGUCUUUUCAGGCAUCUACCACAACCUCAUCUUCUGCACUGUGGUCUUAGGCACAUUCAUCAGCCAGAUUCUCAUUGUGGAAUUUGGGGGUAAACCCUUCAGCUGUACGAAGCUCACCCUGUCUCAGUGGUUUUGGUGUCUCUUCAUCGGCAUCGGAGAACUGCUGUGGGGCCAGGUCAUCUCCUCGAUACCCACGCAAUCCCUGAAGUUCCUGAAGGAGGCCGGGCAUGGCACCACGAAAGAGGAGAUCACCAAGGAUGCGGAGGGGCUGGAUGAGAUUGACCUCGCGGAGAUGGAGCUGCGCCGAGGCCAGAUCCUCUGGUUCCGGGGCCUGAACCGUAUCCAGACUCAGAUCGACGUAAUUAACACAUUCCAGACGGGAGCCUCUUUUAAGGGAGUCCUAAAGCGACAGACCAUGGGUCAACACCUUGAUGUAAAACAUGUUCCUAGCUCAUCCUAUAUCAAAGUGGUCAAAGCGUUCCAUAGUUCCCUCCACGAAAGCAUUCAGAAACCCAAGAACCAAAACUCCAUCCACAACUUCAUGACCCACCCUGAAUUCGCCAUAGAUGAGGAGGUGCCACGAACACCACUCCUGGAUGAGUACGAGGAGGAAGAUCUUGAAGAGGCUCCUAAGGCUGGGACUAGGGUGCUCCUGUUGGAUGGUGAGGUCACCGCACAUGCCAACAAGAACAACAAUGCGGUGGACUGCAGCCAAGUGCACGUCGUUGCCUCCCACGCGGACAGCCCUCUGCACAGCCUGGAGACAUCAGUUUGAACUUCAUUCUCUGGCUCCCAUCCCUGCUUUCCCCAUUUCCUUUAUCAUCUGUCCCAUCUCUAAGGUGACGAUGGGACUUUUCACCGUCAUGUCAGCUGCUCCCAAGUACGUGUGAACCCCCACCUGACCAUGAAGAGGCAAGAGCACAGACCAACAACGAUUUCAACUUACACUUGAGUUGAGGUUUAAAGUGGGAUCCAGUCAAACCCCAGGCAGGUAAAGAAUGGUAGAAUCUA